This is a messenger RNA of Branchiostoma floridae (Florida lancelet), 2764 nucleotides long. Its product is annotated as thymidine phosphorylase-like. The transcript is spliced from 10 exons. Bases 47 to 1582 code for a protein of 511 amino acids. The record is from RefSeq and is a predicted model, not a curated record. Gene Ontology annotation, cellular component: cytosol. NCBI's taxonomy places the organism in Eukaryota, Metazoa, Chordata, Leptocardii, Amphioxiformes, Branchiostomatidae. Gene Ontology annotation, biological process: pyrimidine nucleobase metabolic process; pyrimidine nucleoside metabolic process. Gene Ontology annotation, molecular function: 1,4-alpha-oligoglucan phosphorylase activity; pyrimidine-nucleoside phosphorylase activity.
ACAGUCCCUACAAGUUUGUGAAAGGCGAAAUGCGGAAGUGGCCGACAUGUCACUGUUUAGCCAGUUGUUUACCAGAUUGGUCACCCGGACUUUGACCAGUACCAUGUCUCGGUCAGCUAAACGUACAAAGUUCGCGACUACGUGCAAUAGUCCCAGUAACUUCGAUGUUACAACGACGGGAGCUGCGUUUAAAGUCAAGCGGAACAUGGCUACAGAUUCGGGACAGAGGGAAGAAGUGGACAUGUCAAAGUUUCGUGCUCCAGAUGUCAUAGCGAAGAAACGAGACGGGCAAGUUCUCACUACAGGAGAAAUCCAGUACUUUGUAAAAGGAGUGGUGGAGAAAGAGUUUCAAGACAGCCAGAUCGGUGCCAUGUUGAUGGCCAUCUUCCUGAAUGGGAUGAACAGAGACGAGACCACCACACUGACUCGUGCGAUGAGAGACUCGGGGAGCACGCUCAGCUUUCCCGCGGAGUGGGCGGGGCUCGUCGUGGAUAAACACUCCACGGGAGGGGUCGGAGACAAGAUCAGCCUUCCGCUCGCACCCGCCUUGGCAGCCUGCGGGUUAAAGGUUCCCAUGAUCUCAGGACGAGGCCUGGGCCACACCGGAGGGACUCUGGACAAACUGGAGUCUAUACCGAACUUCUCUGUGGACUGUACCACUGGUGAGAUGGGGGACAUACUGGGAAAGGUUGGGUGCUGUAUUGUUGGCCAGACUGCAGACAUUGUUCCUGCAGACAAAAUCAUGUAUGGCAUCAGGGAUGUCACUGGUACUGUGGAGUCUCUCCCACUCAUCACAGCUUCUAUAGUCUCUAAGAAGGCUUCUGAGGGCCUGUCUGCACUGGUGCUGGAUGUGAAGUAUGGCCAGGCAGCCUUCAUGAAGACCCUGGACAAGGCUAGGGACCUGGCACACAGUAUGGUGUCAGCCAGUGAGGGGCUGGGAGUGAAGACUGUGGCCCUGCUGACCAGAAUGGACAACCCCAUCGGACUGACCAUUGGUAAUGGCCUGGAGGUGUGGGAGAGUCUAUUAUGUCUUCAGGGGGAGGGGCCACAGGAUCUCAAGGAGCUGGUCUGUCAGCUUGGAGGCCAUCUACUGGCUCGUGUGGGUACUGCAGCCACGGCAGCAGAGGGAGCUGAGAGGAUUGCAGAGAAGCUGAGAAAUGGGAAGGCCUUACAGAAGUUCUGUGACAUGAUGGUGGCACAAGGUGUGAAGCAGGAGACAGCAGAGGCACUGUGCUGCCCAGGCACUGAUGUCUUCACCAUCCUGCCCCGGGCUCAACAUGUGGAGGAUCUCUGCUGUCAAAGUAGUGGAUUUAUCCAGUCUAUCGAUGCCCUGGAGUUGGCGCGAGUGUCAGCGGAGCUCGGAGCAGGGCGGUCUAAAGCGGGGGAGGCUGUCAAUCAUGCAGUCGGGCUGCAGCUGCUGAAAACUGUGGGGGCAAAGGUCACAAAAGGGGAUGUUUGGGUCAAGGUUCAUCACCAAGGAGAUUGUGUCUCACCCAAUCACAUCACAAGGCUGCAAAACUCCCUUCUUGUUGGAGGGGAAAGUGUGGAGGUUGGUUCUAGGGUCACGGAGGUCAUUUCUUAGGUGGAAUUUAGAGGAUUUAAGCUGAAACUUCCAAAUGUCACAGUCACAGAAUCACAGUGUAAAAUUGAAUUCCAGUUAACUUAAUAUAUAUACUGGAUGUUAAGUUUAAGGCAUAUGUAUUAAAAUGUCUUAAUAUGAUUUGAAUAACAAAAGAUGGGCUGGUCAAACCAACACCUUACACUGUAAGAGUUAAUAACAAGUUUGCAACAUUACAUGUGUAAUAUAAUAUAUUACAUACAACUGAUCUUGCUGAACUAAAGUAAUGUUUUUUCAAAGUUUUACUUUAUCAAGUGUAUCAAGACCUCUAAUAUGUCUCAUGUUCAUGUUAUAUUUUUACGAUCAGUUUUUUUUAGGGUAUCACCAUGAUCAUUGCCUUUAUAUCUUUCAACAGUUUGGAUGUUAUGAAACAUGUUUGGGCUUGUAAGAUGCUAGAAUGACAGAAAUGAGUAUAGAAAAUAUGGCACAUAUCAUAUUUUCCUAGACAAAAUGUAUGUACAUGUAAAAGGAGCUCCUUGUUUACACUUUUGUAAUGGAUACCAGUAUCAUGUGGUCUUCUUCAGUCAAACUAAAAAAAGCAUGGUACUUUUAAAAUUCAUAAGGGAAAGAAAUGUGAUAGAUUUUAAUCUAGAUCUUGUAAUGUUAGCGUUCAAACAAUAAUCGAGAGAAAAUAGAAAUAUUGACAAGAUGCACAACAUAUUUUUGUGAACAAAUAGAUGUAUUUAGCAAUUGUUAAAGAACUUAACAUUAUUUUCUUAUAAGUAUCUAACAUGAAAGUAUCCCAGUUAGGAAAUCUGGCAAUGGCCACUACCAAAGACCACUGGAUGAGUGCUAAUUUGACUGUAUCAUAUAUGAACUAUUUUUGAAUGAGAUGUGAUUUUUAUAUGGUAAAGAAAUCAUUGCGUACAUAUGUAGAAAUAUAAUGAUAGUUUGUUAAUUAAUUUUUGCUGCUGUUAGUGGUGAGGGAAUUGCAUCACUUGGAAAUGUACUAGUAAUAUUCUUGCUAAUAUAUGUACGAUCAAACAUUGUUGUCAGAUCUGUAUCAAGAGCUCAUUAUGGGUGCUUUUUGAUUACAGGGGAAUCACAAUACUAUCAUAAUGUUAUAGUUUCAAUACAAACCCUGCUCCCCAAAUUAAUAGCAGGCAGUGGUAUCCAGCCGUAAUAUAGCUCCCGAGUCUCUUCGUA